AGCAUACGCUGCUGACGCCAAAGUCUGCGGGAACAAACAAAGAGCCAGGCGUAUAGAAAUGUAACAUCGAGUCAGCGUUUCCAUUAAAAAGCAACAAACGUUUGUAACCAAUCUUUUUUUUUUUAAAAAAAAGGAUAGAUUCGUUCUCAGUUAAAUAGGCGUUUCUAAAGACUGAGAUUCUGAACUCGUUAUUUUCGGGCAUCAGCUUUUAUUUUGAAAUCGGGUUAUUUCUGUUAGUUCUUUGAGGGUUUUCUUCUGAAUCUGUGUAAGGUACACAGGGGUACCGCUCAGCAGCGGUGCUGUUAUUUAAGCCAGUUUUAAGUUUCUCUAUCGAUGGAGGCUCAGGAUUCCUGAGGGGGGAUUUUCAGAGUGAACUACCCCAGCAUGUCGGCCGAGGAGGAGGAGAGGGGGGUAGUUCGAGUCAAAGUCAAGAAGUGUGAGGGAGUGGAGCCAGUGGAAUUCCGCUCUUUUGCAGUGGAUCCACAGAUCACAUCACUGGAGGUGUUGCAGCACAUCCUGAUACGAGCCUUUGAGCUCAACGGAAGGCGCAAUUUUGGAAUUAGUUACCUGUCCCGUGAUCGCUUGGGUGCAGAGGUCUACCUCUCCCUCAUGUCUGACUGGGAUUUAGACGCAGCAUUUGUCAGUGCAGCUAAGCCUUACCUCCAGCUUAAGAUGGACAUUAAACCUUCAGAAGACAGUCCAGUGCUUGAGGACUGGGACAUCAUAAGCCCGAAGGAUGUGAUUGGUUCAGAUCAGCUACAGGGGGAGAAGAGGUCACUGACGUCCACGGCUCUCCCCUUCACCCAGUCUCUGCUGUCCCAGGUUACUGAUGAUGUUCUUCACCCAGUCAGCCAGCUGUUUUACCAACCAGUGUCUGCUGCGUUCAGUCAGAUGGGUCGGACAUUGUCUAGGGUGCAGCAGGCAUUAAGCUGGUCAUAUGGAGAGGAGGUUAAACCAUUCAAGCCUCCAUUGAGUGAUGCAGAAUUUCAUAGUUACUUGAACAGCCAGGGCCAGCUGACACGGCCAGAGGAGCUGCGGCUUCGCAUUUAUCAUGGUGGGGUUGAGCCAUCCCUGCGCAAGGUAGUGUGGCGUUACCUUUUAAAUGUGUACCCAGAUGGCCUGACAGGGCAGGAAAGGAUGGACUACAUGAAGAGAAAAACUAGAGAAUACGACCAGCUGAAAAGCGAGUGGGCAUCCAGGGUGAGCCCAGAGGAUCUGGAGUUCAUUAGAGGAAAUGUUUUAAAGGAUGUGCUUCGAACAGACCGAGCCCAUCCAUACUAUGCCGGUUCAGAGGACAGUCCCCACUUAACUGCACUGACUGACCUCCUCACCACAUUCGCUAUCACACACCCGCAGGUGUCUUAUUGUCAAGGUAUGAGCGAUAUUGCUUCUCCGAUCCUUGCCGUCAUGGACAAUGAAGCACAUGCCUUUAUUUGCUUCUGUGGUAUCAUGAAGCGUUUAGAAGGCAACUUUCAUCCUGAUGGCCAACUAAUGUCUAUUAAGUUCCAGCACCUUAAGUUGCUCUUGCAAUACUCAGAUCCUGAAUUUUACACCUACCUGGUCUCCAAAGGUGCUGACGACCUCUUUUUUUGUUACCGCUGGCUGCUUCUCGAACUAAAGCGGGAGUUUGCUUUUGAUGAUGCACUGAGGAUGUUGGAGGUGACCUGGAGCUCUCUGCCUCCAGACCCACCUGAGACUGAGGUUGAGCUUAUUGGGCUACCACUUGAAGCAGACGAGUCCCCGACUCAUGACAGCAGCUGCCCAAAUUCAGAGAAUGAAAAACUGGAAAGAGAACAGACAGAACAGCGGCGGCGACAUAUGUUGAGGCCAUCCCGGGAAGAGGCAGAUGGGGCACACAGUCUCAGUAUAGAGUCAGACAGAAAGGAAGAGAAACCAUCUGGUGGAGAGGAGAAAGAAGUUUAUGUUCAGGAUUGUGCAGUGGAAACUGAAGGCCCUGCACCAGCGCCUCCUUUUGAGAAGCAGUCCAGUUUUGGAGAAUUUAAGUACUACAGUGCACGAAAUGAGGACAGUUUCGAAGCUAACGAAACCGAAUCAUCAGAUCCCACACUAUCUUCAAUGAAGUUUCAGUCCAAACCUUCAUUACCUCUCACAGUCCGUCAGUCAACAGAGGACAGUGAGGAUGACCCUGGCGAGAGGCAGCCUUUGAUAAGCGGGAAUCAAAUUGAGGAGAAAACAGUUUCUCCCCUUCCUCCAAGUUUACUGAACUGGAAAAAUGGCUCUCAGUUUUCUGCAACAUCUCCUUCAAUGUCCAGCUGGAGAGCAGUAUGUCCUGACGUCCAAGGAUCCAAGUCAGUCUCCUCUACACUUACCGUGGGUAGUGCUGUAUCUCCUGAUAAGGCUUUGGGGAGAUUUGUGUCUUCAGCUGCUGUUUCUAAUGGACCUGUUGUGCACUCACCCUCCACCCCCACAGGGAAGUCUGCACUUUCGUCUCCAUCCCUGGGCAACAAUCGCUCACUGUUGUCUUCCCCUGUUUUGUCCUUUGCUAAAUCUCCCUCGCUACCCAAACCAUUCUCCAGCAACCUUUCAUCCCCAUGCAAACUUUCAGGAACUGGUGCAAACACUCCAACUACAGGCAAACCUGAUGCUAGUGGAAUUAAACCCUGUUCCCUUCCACCCCCUCAAGAGUUUGGGAAGGGCAAUCCUUUCAUGUUGUUCUUGUGCCUCUCCAUCCUGUUGGAGCAUCGCGACCAUAUCAUUAAAAAUAGUCUGGAUUAUAAUGAGCUAGCCAUGCAUUUUGAUCGCUUGGUCCGUAAGCACAACCUUGGUCGUAUUCUUCAGCGUGCCAAGGCCUUGUUUGCUGAUUACCUGCAGAGUGAGGUGUGGGACUCGGAGGAAGGUGAUGAGGUCAGCUUGGACUCGCCAACCACAGCUGCGUCCUCACCACAAACACUCCCCAAAACCAGUUUUUCUAACCUGCAGUCCACAAUGGCCUCCCCCCCAAACUCUACUUAUAAUCUGGCCACCACAAUCCCUUCCCCUUCAACCCCCAAUGAUCUCUCUCCCUCAUCCUCCUGAUGAAUUUUAUCUAAACAUGUUUCAUCUCUAAGAAAAGGCAAGUCAUAAUGUAUUUUAGUGUUCAUGAUAAGCUUUACUGGUUUUGUUUACGUGGCAAACCAAAGCUGAACAAAAACUUCUUCUCUUAAUCAUUUUGCUGGUAUUACUUUUUUUUUUUGCACAUUAUGCUUAUUAUUCCAUUGUGGCAAUUAUUGUUCUUUUUUUUUUUCUUUUUCUUUUUCUUUUUUUUUUGUCCCCAAAAUUUUGCAUGCCACCUAUUGUACUGUAUGUUACUAUUUGCACUUUAUUUUUUGAUUCAUUUGUGCUUCAACUAUGUAAAUAAAAUCCCAAAAAAGAACAGCAUGAACAAUUGACAACAAUGCUGGAUUGCCAUUUAGAUACCUAUAGACCUGUUGCCCUUGGUCCAAUUAAUCUUCACUAUUGCAUCCACUGGUGUUUAUUCAAGACUCCAUUGAGUGUUUUUUUUUAAAUGUACAGGUAAAUAAUCCUCUUCUUCAGGCCUAGAUUUAAUAUAUUCAGAUUGAUUAGAUUGCAUUUCCUGUUUCAAACAAGCCAAAUGUCUCAUUUGACAUUGCCUGGCACACUCUAGUUUUGGUUAACUGAAAAUGAAUAUGUCUAGUUUGAAUAAAUGACCACACUUGCUCUGAGAGGCCAAAAUCAUUUAAUGGAUCUGAAUCAUUAAAAAUAUUUUUACAUGUGCUGUAUUUGCCUAAGGUUGUUCCACUCAGCAAGACCACUGGCAAGUGUUUCAACAACUGUAUCAUUAAUUAUUCAACACCACUGUUCUGAAGGUACAGCUCAAAUAGUAUUAUUAUCCGAAAAUAUCCCACUUUUACCCACUCUUGUUUAAAAGUGCCUCAUUUCCUUAAACUUUUUUGGUUUUGUUUUUUUUUACUAAUCUCACAUGAAUACAGUGAUAGUAAAUGUCUACACACCCCUGUUAAAAUAGCAGGAUUUUGUGAUGUAAAAAAAAAAAAUGAAACCAAGAUAAAUAAUCUCAGAUCUUUUUCCCACCUCUAACGUGAUUUAACAGCCAACAAUUUCAAUUGAAAAACAAAUAGAAAUGUUUUUUUUUUUUUUUUUUUACUUGUAAAAGUUUUUUUUUACUU
Messenger RNA from Hemibagrus wyckioides, 4145 nucleotides. It is a transcript of the gene tbc1d25, whose product is annotated as TBC1 domain family, member 25. Lineage: Eukaryota; Metazoa; Chordata; Actinopteri; Siluriformes; Bagridae. Bases 385 to 3036 code for a protein of 883 amino acids. The record is from RefSeq and is a predicted model, not a curated record. Gene Ontology annotation, molecular function: GTPase activator activity. Gene Ontology annotation, cellular component: autophagosome. The transcript is spliced from 7 exons. Gene Ontology annotation, biological process: activation of GTPase activity; regulation of autophagosome maturation.